This is a messenger RNA of Mus pahari (shrew mouse), 180 nucleotides long. RefSeq names its product keratin-associated protein 20-2-like. The transcript has a single exon. The coding region runs from base 1 to 180 and encodes 59 amino acids. The record is from RefSeq and is a predicted model, not a curated record. Lineage: Eukaryota; Metazoa; Chordata; Mammalia; Rodentia; Muridae.
AUGUGUUACUAUGGCAGCUACUAUGGAGGCCUGGGCUAUGGCUAUGGAGGCCUAGGCUAUGGCUAUGGAUGUGGCUAUGGCUGUGGCUAUGGCUGUGGCUAUGGUGGCUAUGGUGGCUAUGGUUAUGGCUGUUGCCGCCCACUGUGCUGUAGAAGGUACUGGUCCUGUGGCUUCUACUGA